AUGGGCGGCGAAGAACCUACACCUGAAAACUACACCUUGCUCCAGGGUUUCGAAUGGAACGUCCCUGCUGAUGGCAAGCACUACAAGCGUUUGCAAGAUGCGAUGCCCGCCUACAAGCACAUCGGCAUCUCCAACAUCUGGCUUCCGCCCGGCUGCAAAGCCAGCUCUCCCAACGGCAAUGGCUAUGAUGUGUAUGACCUGUACGAUCUCGGCGAAUUUGAUCAAAAGGGCGGCGUAGCCACAAAAUGGGGCACCAAAGACGAACUCCUCGCCCUUUCCUCCGCCGCCAAAGACGCCGGAAUCGGCCUCUACUGGGACGCCGUCCUCAACCACAAAGCCGCCGCCGACAAAAAAGAGAAAUGCCACGUUGUUGAAGUAGACCCUAACGACCGCGACAAGCAAAUCUCCGAGCGCAAGGAGAUUACCGCAUGGCUGGGUUUCAACUUCGACGGCAGAGGCGAUAAAUACUCGAAGCAGAAAUACCAUUGGUAUCAUUUUGGUGGUACGGAUUACGAUGCUGAGACGGGCAAGAAUGCGAUUUUCCAGAUUCAGGGAGAGGGCAAGGGAUGGUCAGAGUCUGUUGACGACGAGGGAGGCAAUGCUGAUUUCCUCAUGUUUGCGGACUUGGACUACUCGCAUCCGGAAGUCUGCGAAGAUGUUACCAACUGGGGCAAAUGGAUUGUCAAGGAGGUUGGCUUGAAGGGUUUCCGUCUUGAUGCUGUACAACACUUCUCUCAGCGCUUCACCAAGGAGUGGAUUGAGGCAUUAAGGCGAUCGCAUGGCGAUCUGUUCUAUGUCGGCGAAUUCUGGACUGGCAACAAACAGGAUCUGAUCGACUGGGUCAACGAGAUGGAGAGGAAGUUCUCGCUGUACGACAGCCCACUCCUGAACAACUUCUCGAACAUCAGCAAGCAAGAGAGCGCGGAUUUGAGAAAGGUGUUCGAUGAUACUCUGGUCCAAGACAUGCCUGUCAACGCCGUGACAGUAGUAGUCAACCACGACACCCAACCCGGCCAAACCGUCGAGACCCCCGUCGAAGGCUUCUUCAAGCCUCUCGCCUACUCUCUGAUCCUGCUCCGCCGCGACGGCUACCCCAGCAUCUUCUACGGCGACCUCUACGGCAUGAAGGGAGACAACCCCGAACCACCAUCCUGCGGCGACAAACUCGCCGAUCUGAUUCUCGCACGCAAGCUCUUCGCAUACGGCGAGCUCAACGACUACUGGGACAACCCCAACUGCAUUGGUUGGGUGAGAAGAGGAACACACGACAGAAAGAAUGGAUGCGCGGUGGUUAUGAGCAACACCGGACCUGGAGAGAUCAAGAUGCAUGUUGGACCUGAGCACAAGGGAGAGGUGUGGACGGAUCUGCUGGGCUGGGAGCAGGGAGAGGUCACCAUUGACGAUGAAGGCAAUGGUCUGUUCAAGUGCCCUGGUUGCAGUGUUGCUGUUUGGGUCAACAAGGAUGCAGAGGGCAGAGAGCACUUCCCCGUCAACUUCGACAGCGACAUCUACAAGGAGGCUGGCAAGCAGAACGGCGACAAGGAAGAGAAGGCAGACAAGAAGGAGUAA
Messenger RNA from Aureobasidium melanogenum CBS 110374, 1569 nucleotides. RefSeq names its product putative alpha-amylase. The transcript is spliced from 3 exons. NCBI's taxonomy places the organism in Eukaryota, Fungi, Ascomycota, Dothideomycetes, Dothideales, Saccotheciaceae. Gene Ontology annotation, biological process: carbohydrate metabolic process. Gene Ontology annotation, molecular function: hydrolase activity, hydrolyzing O-glycosyl compounds; calcium ion binding. The coding region runs from base 1 to 1569 and encodes 522 amino acids. The record is from RefSeq and is a predicted model, not a curated record.